Centruroides sculpturatus (bark scorpion) is the source of this 4305-nucleotide messenger RNA. Its product is annotated as C-Jun-amino-terminal kinase-interacting protein 3-like. Lineage: Eukaryota; Metazoa; Arthropoda; Arachnida; Scorpiones; Buthidae. Gene Ontology annotation, molecular function: MAP kinase scaffold activity; kinesin binding; JUN kinase binding. Gene Ontology annotation, cellular component: cytoplasm. Gene Ontology annotation, biological process: vesicle-mediated transport. The record is from RefSeq and is a predicted model, not a curated record. The transcript has 31 exons. The coding region runs from base 205 to 4305 and encodes 1366 amino acids.
AGAAAGAAGGUGGCACUGUUGUCGUUCAGUCUUGUGUUUUCUGAUUAGUUGCUCUGGCUUGAAAACAAGUUAUGUAUAUGUUUAACACAGUUAGGAUAUAUGAGCGAUGUAGGAAUUGCUUUUCUAUUUCUUGGACUAAGUAAAUAUCAUGAAACGUUAUCUGUAAAUUAGAUACAUCUGGCUGAAUAAAUUGAAUUCGUAAUCAUGGAUAUGGAUACAGAUGUGAUGCAAGAAACUGUGUAUGGAACUAAUAGUGAUGAUAAUUCUGUUGUGAUGUCAGAAAAAGUGCAGACAUUAGCUGGUAGUAUAUAUCAGGAAUUUGAGAAAAUGAUAGGUAAAUACGACGAAGAUGUCGUAAAAGAAUUGAUGCCUUUGGUAGUUAAUGUGUUAGAAAACUUAGAUUUAGCUGUAAUGGAAAACCAAGAGCAUGAAGUAGAACUUGAAUUGCUCAGGGAAGAUAAUGAACAACUUGUUACCCAAUAUGAAAGAGAAAAACAGCUAAGAAAAGCUACAGAACAGAGACUUCUUGAAAUGGAAUAUUCUGUAGAAGAUGAUAAAAGAGAUUUGCAAGGAAAAGUUGAAAGUUUAGAAUCAAUUGUUCGGAUGCUUGAAUUAAAAGCUAAAAACUCUAAUGAUCAUGAAGAAACUGAAAUGAGAAAGGAGUAUACUAAAUUACAUGAACGAUAUACUGAGUUGUUUAAAACUCAUAUGGAUUACAUGGAAAGAACAAAAAUCCUGUUUGGAACAGAAAGAUUGGAAGCAAUUACAAAUAAAUCCAGGCAAGGUUUAAAUUUUUCUGGAUUACGAACAGAAUCAUCGUUAUAUUCAAAUUCAUUAAACACUCCUACUAAAUCAAUAGUAAGUCUUGUUGAUUUUCCCAGUAUUGUUUCACCUAAUGCUAGUUCAAGCUCAAAUACUAGUUUGAAAAGUGAACUCCAAGAUCUUCAGUCUUCAUCAGCAGUUACUUCACCAACUAGUACGAAUGCUGAGUCAAGAGACUCAUUACUGAAAUAUUCUCGAAAUCGAAAUAAAGAAACAUCAGAGAAGGGACAACUAACUGACAUUAUAUUACAGAGUGAUCGAAGUACAGCUACAAAAGGUGGUUGGAUAGAUGGAUUUGAUUCAGAUAUUAGUGAUAUUGCACAGCCUGGAUUUUCUACCAGUCCAGAAUUAGAAGAUAUUGAAGAUAUUUCACAAGAUUUGAGUUUUGGACCUGAAACAACUCUUAAAAGAGAACACAGAAGACCAAAUACUUUGUAUCAAGAAUUAAGUUUUCAUGAUAAUGAUGCUCUCGGUGAAAAUGAUGAAGGAGCUGAUAUUACAGUUACUGACAACUUUUUUGGUAUGGGAAAAGAAGUAGAAAAUUUAAUUAUUGAAAACAAUGAAUUAUUAGCUACAAAGAAUGCUUUGAAUAUAGUGAAAGAUGAUCUUAUUGCUAAAGUUGAUGAACUUACAAGUGAACAAGAAAUUUUGAGAGAGGAAAUAAAAUCUCUUCAGACAAUGAAAGAUCGUUUUAAACAGAAAAUAACAGAACUAGAAGAAGAAUUAAGAAGAGUUAAAGAAGAUAAUGAAAAGUCAAAAUCUAAUAAAUCUGAUGAUGAAGAAGAUGUUCCGAUGGCUCAAAGAAAACGUUUUACUAGAGUAGAAAUGGCAAGAGUACUAAUGGAACGUAAUCAAUAUAAAGAACGUUUAAUGGAACUUCAAGAAGCUGUUCGUUGGACUGAAAUGAUUAGAGCUUCAAGGAAUGAUCCUACUCUGGAAACGAAGAGGAAUCGCUCAUCCAUUUGGAAAUUGGUAGCCCUCGGUUUAUGCCACAAUUCUGUUCCUACAAAAGCUGGUGCAAAUCAAAUCAGCAUAAAACAAACCCAUAUUUACAGUGAGGAAGAUGUUCCGAUGGCUCAAAGAAAACGUUUUACUAGAGUAGAAAUGGCAAGAGUACUAAUGGAACGUAAUCAAUAUAAAGAACGUUUAAUGGAACUUCAAGAAGCUGUUCGCUGGACUGAAAUGAUUAGAGCUUCAAGGAAUGAUCCUACUCUGGAAACGAAGAGGAAUCGCUCAUCCAUUUGGAAAUUUUGCAGCUUUGGAAAUUUAUUUAACCCAAAUGAGAAACCACCCAGAAAACAAAUGCCAUAUGUUAAUGUUCGUUAUAAUGCACCAACUCACUCUAGUCCAGCAUUAGAUAUGAUGAGAAAGAAAAGAUUAGGAGACAGACAUCGUGGUUUGGAUUUUUUAGAUAGUGAUUUAUCAUCUGAAAGGCUCCAACAGCAAAGAGCAAAGGAAAGAAGAGAACAAUAUAAACAAGUACGAGCUCAUGUCCGUAAAGAAGAUGGACGUAUGCAAGCAUAUGGUUGGAGUCUUCCGUAUAGAAAGUCAACAUCUUCAAAACCUAGCAAUUUUGAAACUGAGAAUAAAUCUAAAUUAAGUAAUCAUGUUCCAGUGCCAGUACCUGUGUAUUGUCGUCCUUUGAUUGAAAAAGAACAAGGAAUGAAGAUAUGGUGUGCUGCAGGUGUAGAUUUAUCAGGAGGUCGGAGUGGUGAUGAUAAAAUGUCAACAGAAUCAAAUACAAAAAUUGAAUCACAAGAAUUACAUGAACAAAUUGAACUUACACAGAUUGAAGAAAGUAAGAAGAAAGAAAAUCCUGAAUUAUUACGUUCACUAGUUUGGAUUUGUACAAGUACUCAUUCCAAUAGUAAAGUUACUAUUAUAGAUGCAAAUAAUCCUGCAGAAAUUCUGAGUUCUUUUCAUGUAUGUUCAUCAUACCUUCUCUGUAUUGCAAGUGUGUCAGGAACUAAAGAAGAUGAUUAUCCAGUAGAUGAAAAAUUCUCAAAAUUAGGAAAGGAAAUGGAAAAUCAUGAUUCCAAUGAAAUAAUCUCUGAAGACUCUAAACAGAAGAAUUUAUCAUUAACAAAUAAUAUUGGAAGAAUUCAGUUUGUACAAGCCUCUGUGAAAAUCAGUGGAAAACCUUUAAAUUCUGAAUAUGGAAGUAUAGAAGAUAGCACCUCUCAUCAAAAUAUAGAAAAUGAUAAAAAUAUGAAAGAUGGUAGAACUCUUUAUGAAACAGAGAAGAGUAAUAGAGAAGAUCAAAUUGAAAAAAUGUCUACAGUUUUGCCAACGAUGUGGUUAGGAUCACAGGAUGGAAAUAUUUACAUACAUUCUGCUGCAGCUCAGUGGGAUACUUGCAUUCAUUUAGUAAAAUUAAAGGAUUCUGUUUUAAGUAUUGUCCAUUUUAAAGGAAGAGUAUUUGCUGCCUUAGCUAAUGGUACAGCAGCCAUAUUUCAUAGAGAUAUAGAUGGUCAGUGGGACUUAAUAAAUUAUCAUUUAUUAGAUCUUGGCCAACCACACCAUUCCAUUCGUUGCAUGUCUAUAGUUCAUGAUAAAAUUUGGUGUGGUUAUCGUAAUCAAAUACAUGUCAUAAAUCCCAGAUAUUUAUCCCUUGAGAAAUCAUUUGAUGCACAUCCUCGUAAAGAAAGUCAAGUUCGUCAGAUGGCUUGGAUAGGUGAUGGUGUUUGGAUUACUAUUCGUUUGGAUAGUACUCUUCGUUUGUAUCAUGCUCAUACACACCAACAUCUACAAGAUGUGGACGUUGAACCGUAUGUCAGUAAAAUGCUAGGUACAGGAAAAUUGGGGUUUUCUUUUGUUAGAAUUACAGCAUUACUUAUAUCAUGUAAUCGAUUAUGGAUGGGAACAGGAAAUGGUGUUGUUAUAUCAGUUCCUCUUGCAGAAAGAAAACUUUCCAUUCUUACAGGUACAGGAAAAUUGGGGUUUUCUUUUGUUAGAAUUACAGCAUUACUUAUAUCAUGUAAUCGAUUAUGGAUGGGAACAGGAAAUGGUGUUGUUAUAUCAGUUCCUCUUGCAGAAAGAAAUAAACCAACUUUAACACCUAAUAAAAAUAAAACUCCAGGUGGUGUUGUAAGAGUUUAUUCUGAUAAGAAAGAAGAUGUUACUACAAAUAGUUAUAUUCCAUAUUGUUCAAUGGCUCAAGCUCAGCUAUCUUUCCAUGGUCAUAGAGAUUCUGUAAAAUUUUUUGUAUCAGUUCCAGGAAAUAACUCUGAUAGUAUUAAGCAUAAUAAUGACUAUGAAGAAGAAAUAAGAAAAGUUGCACAUACAUUAGUUAUAUCUGGUGGAGAAGGAUAUAUAGAUUUUCGAAUAGGUGAUGGUAAUAAUGAUGAAGACAUUGAAGGUAUGAUUUCAAAUGAUCUAGAAACUGAAAAAAAUAUUCAUAACAAAUUGUCAAAAGGAGAAAGAAGUCAUUUAAUUGUAUGGCAAGUUGAAUGUUUUACAGAUAUUCUUUUCUAUGAAAUUUAA